This is a messenger RNA of Triticum aestivum (bread wheat), 1064 nucleotides long. RefSeq names its product zinc finger protein ZAT12-like. The transcript has 2 exons. Lineage: Eukaryota; Viridiplantae; Streptophyta; Magnoliopsida; Poales; Poaceae. The record is from RefSeq and is a predicted model, not a curated record. Bases 177 to 752 code for a protein of 191 amino acids.
GGUCUCUAGAGGAGGAAACUGUUGACCUUGAGAAUAUAUAAAGGCCCUAAUGAGUCAUGUGCACAGGUCAAACCUGAAUAAGCCCAUCUGGUUGAUCUGAACUGAACUACUGAAGCGGCCGUGCACAGCUUCUUCAUCUUCAGAGUUUUAGAGAUCAAGCAGUUGGGUUCAGAGGAAUGACGAAAAGAUUUGCUUUCGAGGAGAAGGAGAUGGCGCGCAUGCUUCUGCUCGUUUCGCGCGAGCAGGCGAUGCCCAUGCCGAUGCCGGUGGCGGUGCACGGUGACCGCGCCCCGGAGCGGGUGUUCGUCUGCAAGACGUGCGACCGUGUGUUCCCGUCGUUCCAGGCUCUGGGCGGGCACCGGGCCAGCCACAAGAAGCCGCGGCUGGACGACGGCGGCGACCUCAAGCCUAAGCUGCACGGAUGCUCCGUCUGCGGGCUGGAGUUCGCCAUCGGCCAGGCGCUCGGUGGCCACAUGCGGCGUCACCGUGCCAUGGCCGUGGGCGGAGGCGGAGGCGGUGGCGUCAUGGCCAUGACGCCACCGACAGCAGUGAUCAAGAAGCACAGCGAAAGCGGCGACGACGCUGUUGUCGGCAUGAAGCGCGGGCUGUGGUUCGACUUGAACCAUCCACCUUGCGACGAGUACGGAGCCGGCAGUGAGAGCGACGACGAGUGCGGCCACGACGCAGCUGCUGCUGGGUACACUUUCCACCAGUUCCUGGAUACCGGCACCAUGGCGGUUGGCUGCGUCUAGCAACACGAUCUCUCCCACUCCGUUGCCGGGUUUUUGCCGGAUAGUACAAUAUUUUCCUGUGUGUACUUUGGCAGUAACUUCUCUUUUUUUUUUUACCCCUUUUCUUUUCCUUUUUCAUGCAUGGAUAAAUCCAUACUUUGUAGCAGUAGAUGAGUGCCCAGUGAAAGGCGUCCCACGGCACAUAAAUCAUUUCUUUGAGAUGAUUAAUUUUGUGCCUAAUUUGGUGGCUUUGGAGGCUCACCAGAGCUAUUUCCCUCAGGUUUUCCGGUUAUUAUUUGUCCGGUUAUUAUUGAGAAAGAAACCUUUGGUCAA